AUGUUCGAAACAGGGGUCCCCACAAAUGACUUUGGAAUCCCUCCCGACACACUGCCGCCAUCACUACUCUCGCAAAAGCUCUUGCAGCACAACGAAGGCAUCUUGAAUGAGACAUCGGCACAGGACAGCGGGUACAACUCUUCAGGGUCCUCCGUUCACCAAUCCCCCCGCGAUCCGAUGGGCGGCGAUAUGGAUGGCGGAGGGUUUAUACACCGACGAUCAAGAGCCUCCAGCCAUACUUCGAUUUCCUCGAUGCCUGCAUCCGUGCUUACAAACCUACCGGACGUGGUGAAACCAAUGAAUACACGAGGGAUGCACGAUUAUACUUAUCAGCCCUGGGAUGAUCACAGCCCAAGCAAAAUGGAAGCACACGUGCGUUCGAUUCAUGCCCUCGGGCAGCGCGAAGGAACAUUUCGAAAACCGAGCUCGGUGAGAGCAAUGCAGAUGCAUACUGAGGAUGAAGGGGAUGAUGACUACCUGACUCCGCCUAAACGUCGAGGUGGACAGCGCAUCUCCGAUGUGUCUAUUCGCUCUGUGGGCUCUUCGCCGCUGAAACGGUCCCCGUUUUACUCGCCUACUGGAGCGGCGGGGAAACCCAAGGUGAAGAAGGAAUAUCCGCUUGUUUUACUGCACUGUACUUUGCUCCCGCCGUCACUUCCUAUUCCUGGAUUUUCCGGGUAUCGGGAUCAGAAGACUCUAAGAGAGAUUCUUCCGCCCGUGUACUGGAAACGGUGGAAGUUGCUGGAGGAGAAGAUCGGAUCGGGUGUACUCCGGGAUCGCGGUGUGCUUAUCUCACAUCCAGAGGAUAUGUACGAUUUGCUGGAGGAGCGACUACUCGAGAGUCUUGAGCUGCAGCGUCCGCGACUCGACCACGGCCACUUUAUUGGCCACGAUGAGACGGAGUCAGACGGAGAAGACCGUAUGACCAAGGAUGACAGCGGAACCGAAGAUGAAGGGGAAAAAUGCCUCGAUUGCGGCGGCCGCGUGGUUCGACACGAAAUGACCAGGAAAUGGGAAAUCAAGGUCUUCGCAGCCAAUGGGCUGAUGAGGGCUGGCGCGUGGGCUGCAGCCUGGAAAGAGAUGGAGAAGGUGGACGUGGAGGUUGGUCUCUGGCUUCCGUCUGAUGUCAGAGCAGAGUUGGAACGGCGACUGAUGGAGAACGACUCGUCACAUAUGGACAAUUGCCUCUCAGUUCCGUUGCUGCAGGAACCAGAGGAUGUUACCCUGAGCCGCUCCGUACGUGCACACUCGCCAUCUCCUCUUCUAAGAGAGCAGCAUGUUUCGCAUGUCACUCGAAGUCGUGAGAGAUCUCUCUCCUUGUCGUCCACUGUGAUUAAAUCUCCAAAAGACCAUGAGGCGACUACUUACUCUCCGAAGCCGUCAGAAGAGAUCGCUUUACAGACGCUACUAAUAAACUACAUCCGCGUGCUAGCAAGCGACCGACGUAAUGUUGCUAUUGCAAUUCUCAGUGUUCUUGUGGUCUUCAGUGCACUGAAUUUCAAACCUGGCGCCACAACGUCGCACUUGAGACCAUUCCCCCUGGAUAUAUUGGAGGAUGCUCCUUCCCCUUCGAUGGUUUCACUAGACCAGCAUCCACCCCCAGCUUGGGUCAACCCUACAAGCUCCGCUAUCCAGUCUGUCACCCAGUCUGAGAUGGUGGAGAGCAUUAUAACUACCUCUAUUCCUGAAAUACUGUCAAGUUCAGAAGUCUGGCCAACGGGUUCAACCUCUGAAACUCGUGCGGUUGGGACUGAGGAACCAUCACCAACUUCAAGUGAAAUCCUUGUUGCUGGAAGCGAGUCUGCUUCUGUGGAAGAGUCUGAACAACCUAUAGAAAACGAGGUUCUUGCGGCUGAGCGGGAAUGUGUUGCUUCUGGAAAUCCAUUGCCUCCAGCUGACGACACCCUUACCGAUGAGAAUGAUUCCACUGCUCCGGAUGAGCCAUUACCUACAGAGACUGAACAAUGUAUAGAAAGCGACGUGCUUGCUACUGAGACGGAAUGUGUUGCUUCUGGAAAUCCAUUACCUGCAGCUGACGACACCCUUACCGACGGGAAUGAUUCCACUGCUCCACGUGAACCAUUCCCUACGGAGACUGAACCCGUUGUUGUGGAAAGCGAACCGGCCGUCCGUGAGCAGCCUGUACAACCUGCAGAGGCUACUGAAAGGGAGCUAGUUCACUGCCCAGCAUUUUCCAUAAUCAACGGCGACCCUGUGGACGACGAACCAUUACGCGAAGAUCACGAACGACAUGAAUUGUAA
Aspergillus ochraceoroseus IBT 24754 is the source of this 2262-nucleotide messenger RNA. RefSeq lists its product as uncharacterized. The coding region runs from base 1 to 2262 and encodes 753 amino acids. The transcript has a single exon. The record is from RefSeq and is a predicted model, not a curated record. Lineage: Eukaryota; Fungi; Ascomycota; Eurotiomycetes; Eurotiales; Aspergillaceae.